AUGGACGAUUCGACCCGACAGUCUGGUAACGCCGUCGGCACUACGGUCGCACCUGUAGAUCCACCUCCGGCAGUUGACCAUGAUGCAGAGAUUGAGCCUGAGGACGAGGGAUUUGGUGCCGACAGCGACAUUGAUACUGAUGAAGCCAGGUCAUCCUACACGCGAUCAAUAACGUCAAGUGUCUUUGAUUACCCGGUAGAAUACGGGCGACGAUACCAUGCCUACCGCCAAGGCACCUACGCAUUUCCAAACGACGAGCCCGAACUGAACCGUCUUGAUCUGGCUCAUAUCCUCAUGUUCAAAUCCAUCGGCUACCGACUAUAUCUCGCUCCCAUUAGACCAGAAACGACCCAGAGAAUACUGGAUAUCGGGACCGGAACAGGGAUCUGGGCAAUUCAAAUGGCUGAUAAAUUUCCACACGCUGAAGUCAUCGGGACAGAUCUGAGCGCAGUCCAGCCGGAAUGGCUCCCCUCCAACGUCAAAUUUAUCGUCGACGACGUCGAAAGCGCCUGGAUCGACCCCAAGAAGUACGACUACAUUUUCGUCCGCUACAUGCUCGUCUCCAUCGCGGACUGGCCGCGCCUGAUCUCCAACAUCUAUGAGUUAAAUCUUCCCUCAUCCUACCCCCUCCCCUACUCCAUCCUGGAUCAUAGCCUCAAAUAUCCUAACAUCAGAACAAAUAGCCACCUCACCCCCGGCGGCUACGCCGAGUUCCAAGACAUGAACGGCCUCUACUACGCCGACGACGCCACCUACCCGCCCUCUUCAUCCCUCUCGCGCUGGAACGCGCGCUUCGUCGACGCCUGCGAGGCCAUGGGCCGCACCGCGCGGCCCGGCCCGGCGCUUGAGGGCUGGGUGCGCGCGCACGGCGGGUUCCGCGGGGUGACGCACAAGCGGUUCAAGGCGCCGAUCGGGCCGUGGGCGCGAGAUCCGCACUUCAAGGAUGUUGGGGCGCUGAAUUUGCGCCAGCUGCUCGAGGGGCUGGAGGGGUUCAGUUUGAAGGUGUUUUGCGGGGUGUUGGGGUGGGAGGAGGGGGAUGUGAGGGAGUUGUUGGAGCGGGUGAGGGCGGAGUUGGGAGGAGGGGAGAUGCAUGUUAUGUUUGAUCAUCAUGUUGUGUAUGCGCAGAAGCCGGGUCUGCAGUGA
Messenger RNA from Colletotrichum siamense, 1143 nucleotides. RefSeq names its product Secondary metabolism regulator LAE1. The transcript has 8 exons. Gene Ontology annotation, molecular function: methyltransferase activity. The record is from RefSeq and is a predicted model, not a curated record. Lineage: Eukaryota; Fungi; Ascomycota; Sordariomycetes; Glomerellales; Glomerellaceae. Bases 1 to 1143 code for a protein of 380 amino acids.